AUGUCAGACGGCGUAAGUCGUCACUCGGUCUUCAUGAAGCUAAAAGCCACUAAUCCAAUUUCAUUCUUCAAGGUGUACACGAUGCCGGGAGGGUUACGGUGUCAGUUCCCGGCUCAGGAGACCCGAGUCACUGUAUCUGAGCGGUCAGUUGAAGCUCUAGCCACGCUUGAGGAUUGGAGGACAAGUCUAAGCCACGUGCACAGAUAUCUUCGCAUGUUGGAGACACAACUGUCGCAGCGGAGGAGCGACCCCGAGAGUGGAAACCAACUCAACAGUAAUGCUGCUGGUGAAUGCUCCGUUGAAACAGAGAGCGAUAUUCAUGAGGCACACUUUGAUCCAGCCCUGAACCAGCAAACAGAAAUAGAUCCACAACAAUCAGGACUGAAUGGACCCGAUCCUGAAAGUGGCUGCGAUGAAGAUAGAAUGCGAUUUCAUCGGAAUCCUCUUGUUGAUAAGGAUCCAUCAUUUGCCCGUACUCCCGACGGCCGAUUCUGGUAUAUGGGGCCGACUUCGUCAUGGUCAUUCUGUCGUCGCGUUAUCCGUCUCAUUGGGAGAUGUAUGCCGGACUCAAAUUGUCCACCAGACCCAUGGCAUCUGGAUGGAAUGGCCUUUAAACUCCAGUGGACACCACUUCCUCCACACGAAACACCCGAUGUCACGAAUCUCCCGCCGCUUGACUAUGCAUUGUUUCUCUUCAAUACGGUCAAAUACCAUUUCGGCUUUCUUUCAUUCAUGAUUGAUGAAGCGGUGUAUUUGAGAAAUUUGCAUGACUUUUAUCAGAAUCCGAGAGCGAAGGCCGCCUCAGCGAGGUACUGGUACGUAGAGUACCUUCUUGUUCUCGCGUUUGGAAAGGCUUUCCUAGGCCACAAGAAUGCCUCUGGGGCUCCCUCUGGACAUCAGUAUGCGUCCAGAGCUAUGGCUCUGCUGCCUGACCUGUCCGGAAUGGACGAGGAUCCUUUGAUGUGCAUCCAAGCUCUUAGUCUUGGGGCUGUAUAUCUGCAAUCCAUCGAUAUGAGACGAGCGGCGUUCCAACACAUUGGCCAAGCACUGCGUGGAUGCGUCAUCGAGGGUAUACACCGGCACGUUCCCGAGGAAUUCGGGGGACUAGAGCUCUCGAAACGCUGCAGCACCAUCUUUUGGGUGGUGUACAUGCUUGAUCGAGAAUUCUCGGCUCUAAUUGGAGCACCAAGCUCGAUUCGGGACGAGGAUAUUACAGUUCGCCUGCCCGCUGAAGUUGGAAGCUCAGUGGAGCACGUAAACCUGACUCUGCACGUGAGACUAUCAAGGCUCAUGGCUCAAAUCCUGACUACUGUCUAUGGUGUGGGAGAAGAGUUUGAUGGAGCCCUCAUCCAGAACACACAAUCUAUUUUGAAUAGCAUGGCCCAGUUGUCUCAGGAUUUAACCUCUUUCCUCAGUACUAAUUUCCACGGGUUGAUCAGCCGUGCUUCGAAAAUGGCAAUUCGACUUGUGCUGGCGCAUCACCAUUGCAUUGUCCUCACGACCAGACCUUUAGUCAUGUGUGCUUUGAACAUGCACAUCAAAAGUAAUGGACGUGACGUAUCACACAGCAUUGACCUCACACCAACCGUAGCAUCGCUGCUUCAGUGCUGUGCCGACUCCGCUCAGACCAUCCUGCAGACGCUUCAGACCCUUGCCGACGAUGACUUGCUUGAUGCAUUCCUACCGUUCCAAAUCGAAGAUGCCUCCUCGUCUGCCUUCGUUCUGUACUUGAUACAAGCCAUUGCACCCUCGAUAGUCCAGCGUGACGCGUGGCGCGACCACCUCAACUGCGUGCUGAAUGCUCUACUCGCCAAAGGCAAUCCAGCUGCGCCACUGAGAAGAAAGGAGUUGAGGCAACUAGAACAAAUUCUCGCACCUAUUACCCCAAAGUCUACUUCGGGACCAAUCGCAGGUGACAACGCGGUCGGGGAUUUUGAAUUUGAAUCUUUCAACAUGGAUGAUGCGUUUGAAUGGGAAUUGCUGGGGUUCAAUUCCUCAGUGAGUCUGCCGCCUCAGGAGUUGUCGGAUCUUGCAGAUCAAUUAGCUGCCGAGGGCAUUGUGCACUCGGCAGGCACAGCGAUGAAUUGA
This is a messenger RNA of Penicillium oxalicum, 2088 nucleotides long. Its product is annotated as putative C6 transcription factor. Lineage: Eukaryota; Fungi; Ascomycota; Eurotiomycetes; Eurotiales; Aspergillaceae. Gene Ontology annotation, molecular function: zinc ion binding; sequence-specific DNA binding. Gene Ontology annotation, cellular component: nucleus. The transcript is spliced from 8 exons. The record is from RefSeq and is a predicted model, not a curated record. The coding region runs from base 1 to 2088 and encodes 695 amino acids. Gene Ontology annotation, biological process: DNA-templated transcription; positive regulation of transcription by RNA polymerase II.